Molecule: messenger RNA, 666 nt
Organism: Parnassius apollo (apollo)
Lineage: Eukaryota; Metazoa; Arthropoda; Insecta; Lepidoptera; Papilionidae
Source: the annotation of a GenBank genome assembly
AUGGUUCUAGGAAGGACGAAUCUUGUCCAGAGUAAAAAAUUGCAGAAUAGAAGAUUACGUGCUAUUAAACAUGAAAUCAGGCAUAAUUCAAAUAUAAGAAUUAAAGAAAUUCCUUCUACUUCGUAUCGGCUAAAUAGAUCUGAAGUUUGUUCUAAUGUCGACUUUCCUUCUUGCUCGUCGGCCGCAGAUGGUAUUGACACCACUCAAACAGUGGAUCAAAAGCCUAUAAAGCUCACGGAUGCCAGUCUUCAUAGUUUGACGACUGUAUGCGAUAGGUACGGAGUAUCAGACAGAGCUGCAGCGGCUAUCGUAUCAUCUGUUCUAUGUUCUGCUUCUGAUGCCGACUCUGAGGCACAGUCUACUAACGUUGUGGACAGGAUGAAACUAAGAGGAAUAAGACAGAAAGUACGCGAGCAAAUUUUAACAAAAGAAAGAGUUAAAGAAAUUCCUGCAUUAUAUUUCGAUGGAAGAAAAGACAAGACGGCUAAAACUGUAUUAAAAGGAUCAAAGAGGUUUAGAGUAAUUGUAAAAAAGGAACAUAUUUCGAUUAUAAAAGAACCAGGUUCUGCUUACGUUGGGUAUGUUGUUCCAGCAUCGGGCAGUGCAAGAAAUAUUGAAAGAGCUAUCCACAGCUUUUUGACGAUUGAAAAGAUAUCACUAGAGUAA